CUGUGAGGUGGCAUGAUGAUGUUGAUCUAGGGGAAGGCAUUUGCAUCAUGAACACAGGGAACUGCAGUGUUAUACAGCAUAUAUUGACUGAUGUGAAGGCAGGAAGCAGAGAAUAUCCCCAGAUUUUAUUCAUCACAGCCAGAUUCAAAGUUAGUGAGAGGAUACUAAGGAGCUUAAUGGAGUCUCCAGUGGUGUUCAUCCUGUUCUUGGCCACACUGACUUUUACAGAUCUGGCACACAGCCAGACUAUAUAUGCGUCUAAGAACCCCGUCGCAGUGGGAAGCAGUGUUACACUCAGCAGCAAUGUCACAUCAGGCGGAUGGCUAUUCAACGGCCGCCUGAUUGUCAUAACACUAAACAAAACAUAUGACAUAUCCAGCACCUGGAAAGACAGAGUAACAUUUAACACAAAUACUUCAUCACUGACAAUAAACCCAGUAACAUUGAAAGACUCUGGAAGCUACGUACUGGAGAACCUAGUGGAUGGAUCUUUUUCUCAAUUAACACUUUUAGUUGAAGAGCCCAUACAGUCAGUGAUGAUCAAAAACAAGACAAUUCCAAUCAACACUAAAAACUUUACUCUCACCUGUGAGGUUGUUGGGUCCUAUGACACGAUCUACUGGAUGAAAGACAACAUGAAGCUCAACACGAACACCUCCUCUAAUGGCCCAUCCAUGUCCUACCAGAUUGAAAACAACACACUGCUCUUCACCCCAGUGACACUGAACAGUGAAGGGGCAUAUCAGUGUGUUGCUACCAAUAAGGCUGGUUAUCGCGUGAGCCUCCAGUACAAUCUGUUGGUGAACUAUGGGCCACUAAAUGUGACUAUUUCCUCUGCAAGUGUGUCCAUGGCAAUGACCCUGAUAUGCACAGCUGAUUCUCGGCCAGUAUGUGACUUCUACUGGUUCUUCAACAAUCUGUCAACACCUCUACAGAAGGGACCUAUGAUUGUAUUCCCUAAAACCACACCAAAUAUGGGGACGUACAUAUGCCAGGCACAGAACCCCUUGACUAAUGAAACAAUGUACAAAAAUUUUACUGUCACAGCUCACGCCCCUGCCAUCCACUUCCCAUACCAAGGCAGCCUGAUGAUGAUGGUUCUGUUUGCCUUUUCUGCACCUGUGUUGUUCAACUGAGUUCUCCACACUGUUAAGUCUUCUGAGAAUGAAAGUCUUCUUUUUCUCUUACAUAGCGUAGUCCAUAAGCCUAAUGUUAGACAUACACAUUAUUUAAUUAGUGCAAUGCCUGCUUUUUAUGUUCAAUAUUAUAUCUGUAAACAGUAAAAAGUAAUUUUGCUAGUUUUAAUGCUGUCAUUGUAAUCACUGCUCUGGAGCUUGUUCAGAGAAUACACUUGGAGAGUUUCAUAAAGGGAAAGCAUGUGAAUGUGCUCUUUCUCGCAAAUUUAAGAUCACUCUGCCCAUAAAACCAUAUUAAUAAUAUAUUUAAUAUUAUAUAAUAUGUACUUCGAUUAUUUUAUUAAACUUUGAUUCACCUUAUUUAUUAUAAAUGAAUUAAAAAAAGACAACAUAAUGUAUUUUGUUGAAAUUUUAUUAAGUGGAAUAUUUGAAAAUAAUGAUGAUCCCAUUCAGAAAGCUAUAGUGAAAUCAGAUUUAAUCAGAUAUAACAUGUAUGCAUAUAAUUGGCAAUGAGUCUUACAAAAGCAUGAGCAUGGUUCAGAAUUAAAGCUGAAUGUUUAAAUUUUUCUACACAUUUCAGUUGUUUGAUUUAAAAUUGACUGUGGCGAUGCAGAGAAGCAAAACUACAAAAACUGUGUCUUGGAUGCAAAAGUCAGACAUUUAUUUAUUUAUUUAUUGUUUUGCAUAUAUCUGUUUUGAUAUGUUUUUAAUGAUACACCCCAUGGAGCCUAACCUUUUCAGUCGUUAUUCAGUAAACUUUUAUAGUACAACCUGAAUUCUUUUUAAAAAAGGUUAUACUUUGUGUAAAACGAGAAUAUUUCUGUAUGUGUUGUUAACUAUGAGUUUUACACUAUUCAUCUUACACUACCUGUUUACAUGGGCGUAGCACAUUUUAGCACGACCACACUAACCAAAAAAUGUUCCCAUUAAAAUCCAGAUACCUUAAAUAUCAAGAACAGCUUAAAAUUGAUCAGCUGUGCGGAGUCCACACCGUCUGCCAGAAAUACCUGGUUAAUUACAGGGGCAGAAAUACUCAGUGAUGAAAAAGCUGAUUAAACUUUACAUACUGUUCAUUCCUUAACUGUAUGGUCAAGUUAAUUUUUGAUCUAUGCCCACAAUACCCUCAUAAGUGUCUAUACAGAAUUAGGAACUACAGAUCUAUGCAGAAUACAUACAUUUAUUUUUUGUUUAUUUUCAGAUUAUAUACUUAUAUUGUCAGUGCCUGUGCUGAAAGCUGAGUCACCCUCUGACCUCUGUAUGACCUCUGUAGGAUCCUGGGCACACAUGGGUUUACAGUUUGACAGUUUCAAGACUCCCUGAAACCACAACUUUCUUUGACUUGACUCACACUGGUGAAUCUCGUAGCCAUCUGAACAGAUAACGGUCCAAUUUGACUCUAAUGGUUUAAAAUUUAGAAUCAGCUGUACAACAGUAUAACAUAUAGAGUCACCAAAUUACAGGCUAAAAAAUGUCAUUUAGGGUAUUCUUACUUUACCUUUAAAACGCAUCUAAUAUGACGCGAACAGUAUGUAAAGGUUAAAGGGGUUGAUUUAUCUGACUGUGGUAACUAGACCUGUCAGGCAUGAUUAGGAAAAUGCCACUAUCAGUGGUGCAUGGAUGAGGUACCUACAUAUGUUUGUGGGUUUUACUGUUAUAUCACUCAUAUGUUUUCCAUAGCGAUGAUACUAACAAAACAAUGAAGGUUUAUUUUAAGCUCACAAGACAUGUGCUUUUAAGUACAUAACUUUGCUUAAAGAUAUAAAUAUGUUUGCCAAAGACACAUAGUACCUCCACAGUUUUACUAAAACACUUAUAUGUGCUGGGGCAAAAUUAUGUCUCUCUGAAAGCCACUGAAGUCUGACAAAUUACAAAAUCAAACAAAUGAGAUAAUUAUUACAUUAUUAUGAAAUGAUGGGGCAAUUUCUUUUUCAAAAAUAUGAUGAUGAAAAUAUAUAUUUUUUUUUCAUUUGUAUCUUCCUGGAAUCAUCAGGAUGUUUCAUCAGUGAAAUAGUAAUCGCAUGUUGUGUCAUCGUUGCUGCAGCUGUUGGUGUAGUUCUAGUCAUGACUCCAGCUUGUGAUUUGUUGUUAUUUCUCAGGGUAGCUAAAUCUUUUGUUGCAUUUUGUUGUUUUUAUGUGACUGUAAUAAAAUAAUUAUGUCUAUAACAGUAAUUGACAUAAGAAUGUGAGUAAAGCUGUGUUAAAAUACA
Messenger RNA from Oreochromis niloticus (Nile tilapia), 3343 nucleotides. RefSeq names its product HEPACAM family member 2. The record is from RefSeq and is a predicted model, not a curated record. Bases 48 to 1136 code for a protein of 362 amino acids. Lineage: Eukaryota; Metazoa; Chordata; Actinopteri; Cichliformes; Cichlidae. The transcript is spliced from 5 exons.